Messenger RNA from Gordionus sp. m RMFG-2023, 2410 nucleotides. Its product is annotated as X-ray repair cross-complementing protein 5-like. Gene Ontology annotation, biological process: telomere maintenance; double-strand break repair via nonhomologous end joining. Gene Ontology annotation, cellular component: nucleus; Ku70:Ku80 complex. The record is from RefSeq and is a predicted model, not a curated record. The transcript is spliced from 19 exons. Gene Ontology annotation, molecular function: double-stranded DNA binding; DNA helicase activity; damaged DNA binding. Bases 123 to 1901 code for a protein of 592 amino acids. NCBI's taxonomy places the organism in Eukaryota, Metazoa, Nematomorpha, Gordioida, Chordodea, Parachordodidae.
ACCAAAUCAAAACUUGGAGAAAUAUUUUAGAUGAAAAUGAUUAUUACGAUAUAGAAAAUCUUGAAGACGAAUCUUAUAAUCAAAGAGAUGGGAUAUGUUUUUUACUUGAUGUUCAACCACAUAUGUUCCAAACAAAGGAUGAUGCUAAAUCAUCACCCAUUUACAAAUCUCUUAAGGCCAUAAGAGAUUGGAUGCUGUGUGAUAUCAUAUCUAAUGAAAAAAAUUUAGUUUGUCUAAUAUUGUUCCACUCAGAAAAAACUAAGAACUCUAAUAAUUUUAAACACAUAUUCAUUUAUCAGGAGUUUGAUCAUUUAGGGGCAGAAAGUAUUAAGAAGAUAGAAAAAUUUAUGAAAGAUAUUGAAAAAGAAAUUAUCAAUUUCCCAUUUGGUCACCAUAAUAAAGACAACAAUUAUCAAGCCUCUAUAGCUGAAAGCCUCUGGAUAUGCUCUAAUCAGUUUAUACAUAGCAAAUAUAAAAUGGGACCGAAGAAGAUAUACAUAUUCACUUGUCAAGACAAUCCACAUUCAGAUGAUCCUCAUCUAAGGAAACAAGCGAUUCAACGAGCAAGGGACGCUAACGAAUCGGAUAUCGACAUUCAGCUGAUAGGCUUCUCCGAUUCACCCGACGGGAAAGGAACUGCUUCCGAUACUUUUGAUAUGUCCAAAUUUUACAAAGAACUCUUAACCCUGAACGAUGAGGAAGUCGAAAAUUAUCCCACGUCCGAAGAAUUGCUGGACGAAUUAGAGUCUAGGUUGCGAAUAAGAGAUUAUCGAAAGCGAGCCGUUUCGAAAUUACCGUUUAAUAUCGGGCCUACUACUAUUGUCGCCGUUUCAUUAUAUGCCUUGGUAUCUUCUACUAAAAUUCCUGCACCCAUAAAAUUAGACAAAGACACUCUGGAGGAAAUAAGAAAAGACUAUGCAAAAGUGGAAGACAAAGAGGGCGUCUCGGCUAUUGAAACGCCUAAAGAGAGGAGAUAUAUGGAGUUCGGCGGCGGCAAAAUCAUAUUCGACGUGGAGGAAAUUAAAAAUUUGAAAGAUUUUGGACCCCCGGGUAUAACGCUAGUCGGUUUCAAGCCAGCGUCAUUUAUCAAACCCUAUUGGUUCGUUAGACCAUGUCACUUCAUUUAUCCAGAUGAUAGUCGAAUAUACGGUAGUUCUAAAUUACUCCGAGUCCUAAUACUGAGAUGCCUGGCAAAGGAAGUGGUUGCUAUAUGUUCGUUGAUAUCAAGAAAAUAUUCGGUCCCUCGCAUGGUAGCACUUAUUCCUCAGCUUGAAGAUUUAAACUCAGAAGGUCUUCAAAUGGAACCCCCUGGUUUCCACGUGAAGUAUCUGCCCUACGCCGAAGAUUUUAGGAAACUCUCUUACCCGGACAAUUCGAAAUACGAAAUAAGCGAAAAAGUGGCUUCCGCGUCUUUAGAAAAAGCGAAAGAAAUAGUUCGACGCCUGAAAUUUACUUACAGCGUUACGAAUUUCGAAAACCCAGUACUACAAAGGCAUUAUAGAGUUUUAGAAGCUUUGGCCUUGGAUAGACCAUCCAUAAAAGCGGUCGAUAAAAAGCACGCUUUCGUAGAUUCGACCCUGCCAAAUUUUAAGAUCAUAGAGGAAAGAUUGGCUAAACCCGUGGCCGAGUUCAAAAAGAUUUUAAAUUUGCCAACGUCGCAAUCCGAAGAUGAAGAAACAGAGUCGGCUGGCUCUUCAAAGCGCAAACAGAAAGUCGAAUUGGAUAUUAAGAAGGAUCUCAGCCAUAUCAGGCAAUGUUACGAAAAUAACGAAUUUCCAAAAAUGACGAUACCAAUUCUCAAAGAAUACUGUUCUCUGCUCAAAAUUCAAAAAUCUUCUGGGAACAAGGCCAGUUUCGUCAAGACCCUGAAUACAUAUUUUCAAAAAUAUGAUAAAAAAUAAUUUAGUUAGUCAAUAUAUUAAUAAUAAUCGAUUAUAAAGUUAAUCAAAAUUUGUUAUUUAGUCAAUUUAUCUGUAGAUGAUAAAAAAAAAUCAAAUAGUCAUAUAUUAUUUUUAGCUUAUAUCGAUUAGGAAGAGAAAAAAAAAUUAGCCCCACACUACCUACUAUCAAGGGCAGUUUUUUUUAAAAAAGAAUUUUUAAAUGUUGAGAAUAAUUUCAUAAUUUUGUAGUUAUUUCGAUUUUAAAAAGACAAAUAUUUUGUCUGCCUGACUUUACACCACAUGAGGGUUAAUCAAUCUCCGUGUGGAUUAAAUUGUCAUGUUUCGUUUCCAAUCAUCUGAAUAGGCUUAAAUAAUGCACGAUUAAUACUGCAUAUACACACUUGUUUAAAAAUAUAUUUAUAUUAUUAUUUUUUUAACUAACGUUUUCCAAAUAUUAUAAUACAGUUUUAUUUUACAAAUAUUAUUAUGGCAUUAUUUUAUGUUAUACAACAAAAAAUAUAAAGUUCUGU